AUGCGUAUCGGAGCGAGUGAGUUAUGUCGAGAAGAGCAUGAAUGUAUGCUUAAAUUCCUGCUCGUUGGUGACUCAGAUGUUGGCAAAGAUGAAAUAGCGGACUUUUUGGGGCCAUCAGUCUCAUACACUCCAGAUGCUCUUUUCAUACCGUUUGCAGUUCCUAAGACAACAGUAAUACUGUUGGAGGGGAAAUUCGUGCGAUUGGAAUUAUGUUUCAGGGAUGCAUCGGGGCAAGGACGUUUCUCUACCAUUAUAAAAUCAUAUUCACGGGGAGUUCAAGGCAUUUUAUUGGUUUAUGACAUUACGAAUAGGUGGUCUUUUGACGGUAUACGUCGAUGGCUUGCUGAAAUUGAUGAGUGUUUCCAGCAUGCACCUGGUGUCCCAAAGAUUUUAAUUGGCAAUAGGCUUCACUUAGAGUUCAAUCGAGCUGUUCCGCGCCGUGAAGCGGAAUGUUUUGCCCGAAAAAGGAAUAUGCAAUAUUUCGAGAUCUCAACAUUAGCGUAUUUUAAUGUACAUGAAAGUAUCACGGAGUUAGCACGUUUGGUCAUUUCGAGAAACGGGAUGCAUCGGUUGUGGAAGUGUGCUCAAGUUGCCUCUUUGCAAGAUCUCUGUUGUCGAGCUAUCAUAAAGAAUAUUUCAAAUGUACAUGCUAUCGAUCGAUUACUCCUUCCCUUAUUUCUCCAGUUAAAAGUAAGGUCGUUCGCCUCCGGUGCAGAUUUAUGCAUGCGCAGUGUUAUCAGACGUCAUUAUGCAACUCCAUAUUUCAGUUCAGCAAGUAAAUACAUCACACGUUUUGUGCGAGCACGAGAUACGAGCACAAAAGAUCAUUUGCGAAACGCAAACUGCGACUUGAUGUGA
Molecule: messenger RNA, 858 nt
Organism: Brugia malayi
Lineage: Eukaryota; Metazoa; Nematoda; Chromadorea; Rhabditida; Onchocercidae
Exons: 7
Coding region: 1-858 (285 amino acids)
Biological process (GO): protein localization to plasma membrane
Cellular component (GO): endosome; plasma membrane; synaptic vesicle
Molecular function (GO): GTPase activity; GTP binding
Source: RefSeq, a predicted model, not a curated record